Fulvia fulva is the source of this 4761-nucleotide messenger RNA. RefSeq names its product ABC multidrug transporter atrF. The coding region runs from base 1 to 4761 and encodes 1586 amino acids. The record is from RefSeq and is a predicted model, not a curated record. Gene Ontology annotation, biological process: transmembrane transport. Gene Ontology annotation, cellular component: membrane. The transcript has a single exon. Gene Ontology annotation, molecular function: ATP binding; ATP hydrolysis activity; ABC-type transporter activity. NCBI's taxonomy places the organism in Eukaryota, Fungi, Ascomycota, Dothideomycetes, Mycosphaerellales, Mycosphaerellaceae.
AUGUGGGGGUCGUCUGUAGAUGAGCGCAGGCUCACUCGGCAAGACACUGGAAAUGUGCCGACCAACCAAUGGCAUCGAGGAGACCCUCAACCAGAUGCUGGGAGAAACCACGCAGCUCUCCAUCCGACUGAAGAGGUAGAGAGUGAUGAAGAUGGGAAGGAUCGCUCUGCCGCAGGCACAUGGGGAGAGCGAGAUGUCGGAGGCUUCGACCCCGAGGAAGCAAUGCAGGACUAUGAGGCUUUGCGUCGCAACCUCACGCACUUGUCAAAGACUAGAUCUCGCGACACACAAGGAAGCAAAGGAGGCGGUCUUCGAAGGGUCGCGACCAAUGCUAGUGCUAAGAGCCGCAAGCAGUCAAUCGCAGACCGACGAGGAGCAUCUCGAACGACGACGAACGAUCAGCGACCUACAGAGCACGACAAGGACGAGCUGGGUGAUAUUGAGGCAGGUCCGCGAGAUGACGAUGACAACGACGACUUCGAACUCGAUCGAUUUAUGAAAGAAGGCCAUUUCGAGAAGCGCUGUGACGGCCACUCGCACAAGAAAGUCGGUGUCAUCUACAAGGACCUGACUGUCAAGGGCGUUGGUUCGACGACCAGCUUCGUCAGAACCCUUCCAGAUGCCAUCCUAGGCACUUUCGGUCCUGAUCUUUACCACAUCAUCGCCAGAUUUGUUCCCGCGCUUGCACGACGAACGGGUGAGACUCGUACCCUGGUCAACGGCUUCACUGGCUGCGUCCGCGAUGGGGAGAUGAUGCUUGUGCUGGGCCGACCAGGAGCUGGAUGCUCGACUUUCCUCAAGGCGAUUUCGAACAACCGCGAGUCGUAUGCCGAAGUCACUGGGGAUGUUUCCUAUGGUGGAAUACCUGCCGACAAACAGAAGAAGAUGUACCGCGGCGAGGUCAACUACAAUCCAGAAGACGAUAUCCACUUCGCCACUCUCAACGUCUGGCAAACCUUCACCUUCGCUUUGAUGAACAAGACCAAGAAGAAGGCGCAGGAAGACAUCCCAGUCAUCGCCAAUGCACUGAUGAAGAUGUUUGGCAUCACUCAUACCGAGUACACAUUGGUGGGUGACGAAUACACUCGUGGUGUCUCUGGUGGCGAACGCAAGCGUGUCUCCAUUGCGGAAACACUGGCCAGCAAGUCUACUGUCAUCUGCUGGGACAACUCCACGCGUGGUUUGGACGCAUCGACAGCACUCGACUAUGCCAGGUCACUCCGUAUCAUGACUGAUGUCUCCAACAGAACGACUCUUGUGACGCUAUACCAAGCUGGAGAGGGCAUCUACGAGCUCAUGGACAAGGUCGUGGUUAUCGACCAAGGCCGAGAAAUCUACUCUGGCCCAGCCAACGAGGCCAGACAGUAUUUCAUUGACCUUGGCUUUGAAGCUCCUGACCGACAGACUACUGCCGACUUCCUCACGGCGUGUACUGACCCAGUGGAGCGUAAGUUUCGAGCUGGUUACGAGGAUCGUACCCCAAAGACACCAGAAGAGCUGGAGAAGGCCUUCCGCCAGUCGUCCAACUACCAAAGGGUACUCGAAGACAUAAAAGACUACGAAAAGUACCUGGAAGAGUCUAACUAUGAAGAUGCAAAGCGUUUCGAAGGUGCCGUUCAGGAAGGCAAGUCGAAGAGAGUGUCUAAGAAGAGCUCAUACACAGUCUCCUUCCCACGUCAAGUCAUGGCUUGCACGAAGCGCGAGUUCUGGCUACUGCUUGGCGACACUACGACCCUUUGGACGAAGCUCUUCAUUAUCAUUAGCAACGGUCUCAUCGUCGGCUCCCUCUUCUAUGGCCAGCCAGAAAACACUGAGGGUUCUUUCACUCGUGGUGGUGCUCUCUUCUUCUCGAUUCUGUUCCUCGGAUGGCUGCAACUCACAGAGCUUAUGAAGGCUGUGAGUGGGCGAGCAGUCGUUGCGAGGCACAAAGAUUACGCCUUCUACCGACCAAGCGCUGUCACAAUCGCCCGUGUUGUGGCUGAUCUGCCUGUCAUCUUUGUCCAGGUACUGAUCUUUGGUAUCAUCAUGUACUUCAUGACCAACCUCACGAUCACCGCCGGACGAUUCUUCAUCUACAUGCUCUUCGUCUACAUCACCACGAUCCUCCUUACUGCGCUGUACCGCAUGUUUGCUUCAGUCUCGCCCGAGAUCGACACAGCAGUGCGGUUCUCAGGUAUCGCGCUGAACUUGCUGGUCAUCUAUACCGGUUACGUGAUACCUCGACCACAGCUUUUGACAAAGUACAUCUGGUUUGGCUGGAUCUACUGGAUCAAUCCUCUGUCUUACAGCUUCGAAGCGGUACUCUCGAACGAAUUCGCUGGCAGGACAAUGCAGUGUGCCGAGUCUCAGCUCGUGCCGCAGGGUCCUGGUAUCGAUCACGCCUACCAAGGUUGUGCCAUCGCUGGAGCCGACGUCAAUGGUCAGUCAGUGACGGGCUCAGCCUACCUCAACGCUCAAUACAACUAUUCGAGGUCGAACUUAUGGCGCAACUUUGGUGUGGUCAUCGCAUUCAUCUUCCUGUACCUCAUCGUCACGGUCAUCUGCACGGAGCUGUUCUCAUUCGCCAAUACUGGAGGAGGCGCUCUUAUCUUCAAGAAGUCCAAGCGUGCUAAGCAGGCCGUCAAGGAGUCACCUCCAGCUGAUGAAGAGAAGGCAGGUGCUGCAGGGGACAACUCGAGCGGUUCCAAGAAGGAGAGUGGCAUGGACUCGUCAGACGACUCGUCAGACGAUGACAAGGAGAACGAGGCCCUCGAUCAGAUCACCAAGAGCGAGAGUAUCUUCACCUGGCGUGACGUCGAGUACACGGUUCCUUACCUUGGCGGCGAGCGGAAGCUUCUCAACAAGGUCAACGGCUACGCAAAGCCUGGUGUCAUGGUCGCACUCGUUGGCGCUUCUGGUGCUGGGAAGACCACUCUGCUCAACACUCUAGCCCAGCGUCAGACUAUGGGUGUUGUCAGCGGAGAGAUGUUCGUUGACGGUCGACCUCUCGGGCCUGAGUUCCAGCGCAACACCGGCUUCUGCUUGCAGGGUGAUCUCCACGACGGCACAGCCACCAUCCGUGAGGCCCUUGAGUUCUCUGCUGUCCUCCGACAAGACGCCAGUGUUCCACGUUCUGAGAAGAUCGCAUACGUUGACACUAUCAUCGAUCUCCUCGAGUUGAACGACUUGCAAGAUGCCAUCAUCAUGAGUCUCGGUGUCGAGCAGCGAAAGCGUUUGACUAUUGGUGUUGAGCUCGCUGCUAAGCCAUCCCUUCUGCUCUUCUUGGACGAGCCAACGUCGGGUCUGGACUCUCAAAGCGCCUACUCCAUCGUCCGAUUCCUGAAGAAGCUCGCACGUGCCGGUCAAGCGAUCGUGUGCACAAUCCACCAGCCCAGCUCAGUGCUCAUACAACAAUUCGACAUGAUUCUCGCCCUUAACCCCGGUGGUAACACAUUCUACUUCGGCCCUGUGGGCGAGAACGGGAAGAAUGUAGUCCAAUACUUCUCCGAACGUGGCGUCGACUGCCCACCCAACAAGAAUGUCGCCGAAUUCAUCCUCGAAACCGCCGCCCGACCACACAAGCGUGAGGACGGCAAGCGCAUCGACUGGAACGAGGAGUGGCGCAAUUCUCCUCAAGCCCAAAACGUCAUUGAAGAGAUCGAAGGCCUCAAGCUCACGCGCAGCAAGACGCAAACGACCGCCAGACGCAAGGAACAGGAGAAGGAAUACGCCGCUAGUGUCGUUUUGCAGUGUACUGAGUUGCUCAAGCGUACUGCAAAGCAAUACUGGCGCGACCCAUCCUACAUCUACGGCAAGCUCUUCGUCUCGGUCAUCAUUGGAAUCUUCAACGGCUUCACCUUCUGGCAGCUCGGUAACUCCAUCCAGGACAUGCAGAACCGCAUGUUCACGGCUUUCUUGAUCCUCACGAUCCCACCCACCAUCGUCAACGCGGUCGUGCCCAAAUUCUUCACAAACAUGGCCCUCUGGCAAGCGCGAGAGUAUCCCUCCCGUAUCUACGGCUGGUUCGCCUUUACCACAGCCCAAGUCAUCGCCGAAAUCCCACCCGCCAUCAUCGGUGCUCUGGUUUACUGGGUGCUCUGGUACUGGGCAACAGGUCUCCCCACCGAGAGUGCAGUCUCCGGCUACGUCUUCCUGAUGACGAUGCUGUUCUUCCUCUUCCAAGCCAGCUGGGGCCAAUGGAUCUGUGCUUUCGCGCCGUCCUUCACGGUCAUCUCGAAUGUGCUGCCGUUCUUCUUCGUCAUGUUCUCGCUGUUCAACGGAGUCGUGCGACCUUACUCGAUGCUGCCGGUCUUCUGGCGGUACUGGAUGUAUUGGGUUAACCCAUCGACCUGGUGGAUUGGUGGUGUCUUGGCUGCGACUCUCGAUGGGGUCCCGAUCAAGUGUACCGAGACGGAGACGGCUCAUUUCGAUGCGCCGCCUGGUCAGACUUGCGCUUCGUAUGCCAGUGCUUUUGCACAGUCUGCUGGCGGGUAUUUGCUGAACCCACAGGCGAGCACGGACUGCCAGUACUGCCAGUACACCAACGCCAACCAGUAUCUUGAUACGCUGAACAUCAGCGCGGGUGACAAGUGGAGAGACUUCGGCAUCUUCCUCGUCUUCGUCUUCACGAAUUGGUUCUUGGUGUACUUCUUCAUCUGGAGCGUUCGUGUCAAGGGCUGGAGCUUUGGCUUUGGUCCACUUUUCGGCUUCUUUUCGAAGGUCAUUGACCGUGUUAAGGCUCCUUUCAAGAAGUCUGGCAAGAAGCAGGAGAGUGAUGAGUAG